Schistocerca cancellata (South American locust) is the source of this 717-nucleotide messenger RNA. RefSeq names its product juvenile hormone acid O-methyltransferase-like. The transcript is spliced from 3 exons. The coding region runs from base 1 to 717 and encodes 238 amino acids. Lineage: Eukaryota; Metazoa; Arthropoda; Insecta; Orthoptera; Acrididae. The record is from RefSeq and is a predicted model, not a curated record.
AUGACCGACGCGGAGCAGUACGUGUCAGCGAGCGCCGGGCAGCGCCAGUUCGCAGCCCAGGUGCUGGACGAGCUCUGCUCCAGCCUGGACUGGUCCCACCGGCUGGAGCGUCCAGAGUCCAGCAGCCUCCCUGUGCUGGACGUGGGCUGCGGCCCUGGAGACACCACGGUGCUGGAGCUGCUGCCACGCCUGCCCUUCGGCGUCCGCGUCGUCGCCGCGGACGCCUCCCUUGACAUGCUGCACGAAGCCACUUCGAGGUUCCCCGAGUCCACAGUCGACUUCCAGCUUCUCGACAUCGGCACGCCGUACCUCCGGGAGUCCGAGGUGUGGCGACUGGGGCCCUAUUCCAAGGUCUUCUCAUUCUUCUGCCUGCACUGGGUGCCAGAUCAGAGGACUGCGCUGUCCAACAUUUGCGACCUGCUUGCCCCUGGAGGUGACGCCGUGCUGGUCAUGGUCGGCCGUUGCCCGAUCUUCGACGCGUACGAGCAGUUCUCCAAGAUGCCGCAGUGGGCAGAAUACAUGCAGGACUACAAGAAUUUCGUGUCGCCGUACCAUCUCCAGCUCGACCGCGUGCAGCACCUGAGGAGCUUGCUGGUUGAGAGCGGCCUCACAGUGAAGACGUGUCGUGAGGAGAAUGACUUCGCCUUCUCUUCCCCACACCAGCACGAGAUUAUAGGUACCAUCUACACCUGCUUGUGUCGAUCAGUCUAUUUCUAA